UCGAGCCGACCUGCAACUCCUCAACAAUCACAGAACUGCCAGGCUUUGGGAUUCUCAGCGUUCAAAGCAAGGUCAAGUGAAGAUGAGGAGCCUGUUUCUGCUCGCUAUCCUCGGGCUCUUAGGCCAGUCCUGUGGCAGAGUUAUUUUAAGCCGUUCUGAUGAGAGUUUGGCUGCUGAUAGACAAGAAUCUGCUGAUAUUAAAGCUGUUUCCGGGCGUUCUUUAGAGAGUCUCAGAGACGUGAUUUCGAGCCACUCUGAUGAGAGCCUGGGAAAUGAUAUGUUAGAGAAUCCGAUGCACUCAGAGGCUCGAGAUUCCAAAGAAAGCGGCGAAAGGAAAAUCAAAGUGAUCGGUUCGGGCCGAGAUGAUGACUCAGCAGAGAAUAAGAGUGAGCCUGACACUAAAGAUUCCAAAGGAAGCGGCGAAAAGAAGAUAAAAGUGAUCAGCUCGGGACGAGAUGAUGAUUCGGCAGAGAACGAGAGUGAGCCUGAUACUAAAGAUUCCAAAGAAAGUGGCGAAAGGAAAAUCAAAGUGAUCAGUUUGGGACGAGAUGAUGAUUCUGCACAAAGAACAAGUCAGUCAGAGGCUCAAGACUCAGCGGAGAAUGAGAGUGAGCCUGACACUAAAGAUUCUGCACAAAGAACAAGUCACUCAGAGGCUCAAGACUCUGCAGAAAAUGAGAGUGAGCCCGAUAAUGAAGAUUCUGCACAAAGAGCGAGUCACUCUAUAGAGACAGCAGGUUCCGAUGAGAUUGGAAAGUGGAACAGAAACAAGGACAACUCCAAUUCUGAUGAAAGUCAGGAAAGGAAAAUCAAAGUGAUUGGUUCGGGACGAGAUGAUGAUUCAGCAGAGAAUGAGAGCGAGCCUGACACUAAAGGUUCCAAAGAAAGUCGCGAAAAGAAAAUCAAAGUGGUCGGUUCAGGACGAGAUGAUGAUUCUGAACAAAGAGCGAGUCACUCAGAGGCUCAAGAUUCCAAAGAAAGCGGUGAAAGGAAAAUCAAAGUGAUCGGUUCAGGACGAGAUGAUGACUCAGCGGAGAAUGAGAGUGAGCCUGACACUAAAGAUUCUGCACAAAGAACAAGUCACUCAGAGGCUCAAGAUUCCAAAGAAAGCAGCGAAAGGAAAAUCAAAGUGAUCAGUUUGGGAAGAAAUGAUGACUCUGCAGAGAAUGAGAGUGAGCCCGAUAAUGAAGAUUCUGCACAAAGAGGGAGCCACUCUAUAGAGACAGCAGGUUCCGAUGAGAUUGGAAAGUGGAACAGAAACAAGGACAACUCCAAUUCUGAUGAAAGUCAGGAAAGGAAAAUCAAAGUGAUUGGUUCGGGACGAGAUGAUGAUUCAGCAGAGAAUGAGAGCGAGCCUGACACUAAAGGUUCCAAAGAAAGUCGCGAAAAGAAAAUCAAAGUGGUCGGUUCAGGACGAGAUGAUGAUUCCAAAGAAAGCGGUGAAAGGAAAAUCAAAGUGAUCGGUUCAGGACGAGAUGAUGACUCAGCGGAGAAUGAGAGUGAGCCUGACACUAAAGAUUCUGCACAAAGAACAAGUCACUCAGAGGCUCAAGAUUCCAAAGAAAGCAGCGAAAGGAAAAUCAAAGUGAUCAGUUUGGGAAGAAAUGAUGACUCUGCAGAGAAUGAGAGUGAGCCCGAUAAUGAAGAUUCUGCACAAAGAGCGAGUCACUCUAUAGAGACAGCAGGUUCCGAUGAGAUUGGAAAGUGGAACAGAAACAAGGACAACUCCAAUUCUGAUGAAAGUCAGGAAAGGAAAAUCAAAGUGAUUGGUUCGGGACGAGAUGAUGAUUCAGCAGAGAAUGAGAGCGAGCCUGACACUAAAGGUUCCAAAGAAAGUCGCGAAAAGAAAAUCAAAGUGGUCGGUUCAGGACGAGAUGAUGAUUCUGAACAAAGAGCGAGUCACUCAGAGGCUCAAGAUUCCAAAGAAAGCGGUGAAAGGAAAAUCAAAGUGAUCGGUUCAGGACGAGAUGAUGACUCAGCGGAGAAUGAGAGUGAGCCUGACACUAAAGAUUCUGCACAAAGAACAAGUCACUCAGAGGCUCAAGAUUCCAAAGAAAGCAGCGAAAGGAAAAUCAAAGUGAUCAGUUUGGGAAGAAAUGAUGACUCUGCAGAGAAUGAGAGUGAGCCCGAUAAUGAAGAUUCUGCACAAAGAGCGAGUCACUCUAUAGAGACAGCAGGUUCCGAUGAGAUUGGAAAGUGGAACAGAAACAAGGACAACUCCAAUUCUGAUGAAAGUCAGGAAAGGAAAAUCAAAGUGAUUGGUUCGGGACGAGAUGAUGAUUCAGCAGAGAAUGAGAGCGAGCCUGACACUAAAGGUUCCAAAGAAAGUCGCGAAAAGAAAAUCAAAGUGGUCGGUUCAGGACGAGAUGAUGAUUCUGAACAAAGAGCGAGUCACUCAGAGGCUCAAGAUUCCAAAGAAAGCGGUGAAAGGAAAAUCAAAGUGAUCGGUUCAGGACGAGAUGAUGACUCAGCGGAGAAUGAGAGUGAGCCUGACACUAAAGAUUCUGCACAAAGAACAAGUCACUCAGAGGCUCAAGAUUCCAAAGAAAGCAGCGAAAGGAAAAUCAAAGUGAUCAGUUUGGGAAGAAAUGAUGACUCUGCAGAGAAUGAGAGUGAGCCCGAUAAUGAAGAUUCUGCACAAAGAGCGAGUCACUCUAUAGAGACAGCAGGUUCCGAUGAGAUUGGAAAGUGGAACAGAAACAAGGACAACUCCAAUUCUGAUGAAAGUCAGGAAAGGAAAAUCAAAGUGAUUGGUUCGGGACGAGAUGAUGAUUCAGCAGAGAAUGAGAGCGAGCCUGACACUAAAGGUUCCAAAGAAAGUCGCGAAAAGAAAAUCAAAGUGGUCGGUUCAGGACGAGAUGAUGAUUCUGAACAAAGAGCGAGUCACUCAGAGGCUCAAGAUUCCAAAGAAAGCGGUGAAAGGAAAAUCAAAGUGAUCGGUUCAGGACGAGAUGAUGAUUCAACGGAGAAUGAGAGUGAGCCUGAUACUAAAGAUUCUGCACAAAGAAUGACUCACUCGGAGGAUCAAGGUUCCAAAGAAAGUCGCGAAAAGAAAAUCAAAGUGAUCGGCUCGGGACGAGAUGAUGACUCUGCAGAGAAUGAGAGUGAGCCCGAUAAUGAAGGUUCCGAUGAGAUUGGAGAGUGGAACAGAAACAAGGACAACUCCAAUUCUGAUGAAAGCGGCAAAAGGAAAAUCAAAGUGAUUGGUUCCGGACGAGAUGAUGAUUCAGCAGAGAAUGAGAGCGAGCCUGACACUAAAGAUUCUGCACAAAGAGCAAGUCACUCAGAGGCUCAAGAUUCCAAAGAAAGCAGCGAAAGGAAAAUCAAAGUGAUCGGUUCGGGACGAGAUGAUGAUUCAACAGAGAAUGAGAGUGGGCCUGACACUAAAGAUUCUGCACAAAGAGCGAGUCACUCGGAGGCUCAAGAUUCCAAAGAAAGUGGCGAAAGGAAAAUCAAAGUGAUCGGUUCGGGACGACAUGAUGAUUCCAAAGAAAGCAGCGAAAGGAAAAUCAAAGUGAUCGGUUCGGGACGAGAUGAUGAUUCUGCACAAAGAACGAGUCACUCGGAGGCUCAAGAUUCAGCAGAGAAUGAGAGUGGGCCUGACACUAAAGAUUCUGCACAAAGAGCGAGUCACUCGGAGGCUCAAGAUUCCAAAGAAAGUGGCGAAAGGAAAAUCAAAAUGAUCGGUUCGGGACGACAUGAUGAUUCAGCAGAGAAUGAGAGUGGGCCUGACACUAAAGAUUCUGCACAAAGAACAAGUCACUCAGAGGCUCGAGAUUCCAAAGAAACUGGCCAAAGGAAAAUCAAAGUGUUCAGUUCCGGACGAGAUGAUGGUUCAGCAGAGAAUGAGAGUGAGCCUGACAGUAAAGAUUCCAAAGAAAGCGGCAAAAGGAAAAUCAAAGUGAUUGGUUCGGGACAAGAUGAUGAUUCUGCACAAAGAGUGAGUCACUUGGAGGCUCAAGAUCCUUUCCUUGAAAAACAUAAAGCUGAUUCUGUUGUGAAGAGGUCCAGGAGAUCAAUUCAGGAAUACUACGAAAGGCACCAUGAGUAUUAUUAUAAGACACCAUACGAGAAGCGCAGGGAGAUAUGUGAAUCCUACUACCCCUGCAACUACCUGGCCAACAGAAUUGGAUUUCAGAGUGCCUACAUACAAUAUUUUGGAUACUAUUAAUAACAACCCAGUAGGACAGAAAACAUUACUAACGUCAUAGUACUUUACACUGCACAAAAUGUCACAGUGGAUCAAGCUGCAUAAUUUGCAACGUUGUUCAAGAAGAGUUUCUGUAGUGUGUUUCAAUCUAGUUCUGCUGGUCAUAAUUUAGCCCAUUGGAACAUUUGGUUCAAAAGGUCCUCAGUACACCUGAGAACACAGACAAGCUUCUCACCAGCUUAAAGAUUAAUCAAACCUUCUUGUCACACAUCUCAAUGAGAUUCCCCUCCUCCAAACAUAUCUCUCUUUAAACUGUCUUUUCUUGCCAAAGCAUUCCCCACUCAAUUCCUCAGAAUUCCUUUCUUCCCCAAACUUACUCAUCAUUAGCUCAUGUUCCUUGGAAUGUGCCAUCCUGUCUCUGUGAAUUAUCUCCUGAUCCUUGACAUGGCUGAUUUUAUUCCCCAAAUACAGUUGCUCCUUUCCAUCUUCAUUUUUCCUUCAAUGCUGCUCGUUUUACAAAUAGGUAAGGAGAACUGAAAUAUUAAAUCCAAGGCUCUAAGUCUACCUCACUUCGUUCUUUUUGCUCGAUUGUCUUAAAAAGAGGGGAAUAAAAAUCUCAAGAAAACCUUUUCUUCAACAUUACGUUCUCUGUAGUGGACUUUCAAUAGGGUUUCACCCUACGCGGUCUGAUUUCCAGUCUAACCUCGAGCUAUAAAUUGAAAGGAUUUGGGUUAGUCCGGAUUUAGUUACUAGUACGAAUAGCCUUCUAACACCAUCCCUGUGUUGGCAUCUCCUAUCAAAGCAAAUAGAGUAGUUUAUAUAAUAAAAGAAUGUUUUCUCUGUGAAUGGGAUUGACACUAUUCAGUAAGAAUGAAAGCAGCAUUCACUAUAUAGAUUACUUGUGUUUGACCUGACCUGCUCGUGUUUGAUUUAAACAUGAAAUGGAAAGCUUUCUAUACUCAACCAAGAUAACCUUCAUAUAAAAAUUAAUUACAUUAUUCCACUCCUUCCAGCAAUCCUCCCCCCGCAUCCUUAAAUCAAAUGACCAACGAGGUUACAUCCAACCCAUCAACCAGAAACUCAGCAAGGUUUUAGUAAGGAAGAGACAGUGUGAGAUAUUGAGGGGUCAUUCUGAAACAAUCAAAUUUAAUGGAUAAAAACAAAAAGACUUAAAAAGGGAGUGUGUUCUUUAAGGAUGAGUCUGCUUGAGUCACUGUGAAUAUAUUCUGUGUGGUGUAAAAGUACACAUGCUGGACAGUGAGCUGUAAUCCAGUGAAUGCCUUCAUCGAGAGAAGUGGGUGUUCCAACUGAGCAGGCACUCAACUAUUGCAUCAAACAUUUGUUUCUGUCAAACUCCUUUGGCUGCUGAAUUAAAGGAAAUAAACAGAUUAACCACUGUUAAAUUUGCAGCCAAGACGACUUUCACAUAAGCAAUUACUUUGUGCAAUAAUAUCUUACCAACGGUAUUUGUGCAAUAAUAUUACGCAGGCAGAUAUCCAACUAGUCCUCACACCUGUGCAUGCUUGAUCACGUAGUCGACUGGGUUCCAUCACACUGUCCCACGUAGCUCUCAUAACUCAACACUAAUGUUUACUUUUGUCUAAGGCACAAAUGUAUUAUAAUUUAAAUAUCUAAACACACUUAGCCCCCUCACUUCUCCAAACCGCAACAUUGACUGUACAGUUGUAUCAGAGCUGAUAUUUAGGCUUUUUGUAAAUUAAUAGUUGGCUGUGUUGCAAAUUGUCUCCAUAUUGUGGAAUUGAACACUUAUGUUGGACAAGGGGAGUCGGAACAUUUUUCUGAAACAUACCCUGCCACUGGCUUUGAAUCAUUUGCGUUCCAAUUUAAAAGUUCUGCAGAAAAAAAAUCAAAUUAAGUUUUGAAACUUUUUUUCUCUCGAAAGCCAUGAUCCAGGGCAGCAAAAGAUACUCAUCUUCAACGUUCCACUUUCCAAAAAGAAACUAAACAUAUUCCAGUCAGGAGGGUUAAUGUUUUUGGUAUCAAUCCUGAUUUCCAUCACACAUUGAAACACCCCAGCGGAUAAAAUACUUGGGAAAAGGUUCACAAAUUAAAUUUCUUUCAUUUUGAAAAUGUUUCUACAAUGUUUGGAGGAGUAAGACAUUCUCAAUUAAGCAAUUAACUGUUUUGAAGCAGUGUUGGAGGUGGAGGAGUGGGUCAGACAAGGGUAGGCAAGUGUCUUUAGUUAAAUUCAUUUCACAUGAUGUUAAGAUUCAAUAUCUUUGCUUUGUUGCAUCUGCUGAAGAUACUGUGCUCAAAUAAUUACAAUUUAUUUUCUUAUUUUGUUAAGCAAAAGGCUAUAGUUUCUGAUGUCAGUAUAUGAUAACAAUUAAAAAUAAACAAAAGUAAUUCA
Molecule: messenger RNA, 6521 nt
Organism: Stegostoma tigrinum
Lineage: Eukaryota; Metazoa; Chordata; Chondrichthyes; Orectolobiformes; Stegostomatidae
Product: protein PFC0760c-like
Exons: 90
Coding region: 83-4171 (1362 amino acids)
Biological process (GO): regulation of cellular response to insulin stimulus; bone development; response to vitamin K
Cellular component (GO): extracellular region
Molecular function (GO): hydroxyapatite binding; calcium ion binding; structural constituent of bone
Source: RefSeq, a predicted model, not a curated record